Molecule: messenger RNA, 393 nt
Organism: Notothenia coriiceps (black rockcod)
Lineage: Eukaryota; Metazoa; Chordata; Actinopteri; Perciformes; Nototheniidae
Product: beta-galactosidase-1-like protein 2
Exons: 6
Coding region: 1-393 (130 amino acids)
Biological process (GO): carbohydrate metabolic process
Molecular function (GO): hydrolase activity, hydrolyzing O-glycosyl compounds
Source: RefSeq, a predicted model, not a curated record
AUGCGGAUCAGCCCCCGCGGUCAGGCCAGGUACAAGAAGGGAGGUCCAAUCAUUGCAGUGCAGGUGGAAAACGAGUAUGGUUCAUAUGCAAAGGACGAAAGUUACAUGCUGUUUAUUAAAGAGGCUUUACAGUCCAGAGGGAUCAGCGAGCUCUUGCUCACAUCAGACAACCACAACACAUUAAAGUCUGGAGGUGUGGAUGGAGCCAUCAGAUCAGUGAAGCUGCAGAAGCUUAAUCAGAGAGAUAUCCAGGAUCUGAACUCUCUCCAGCCUAACAGCCCCAUGAUGGUGAUGGACUACUGGACCGGUGGAUAUGAUGUGUGGGGGGACCUCCACCAUGUGCUUCCUCUCGAGGGUUGGAGCCUUGCCACUAUUGCCAGAGGUGGCACAUGA